GUUCUUGAUUUACAAAACAUUAUUGCUACAAAUUAGAUAAUUUGUUUUAGUGUAAACUUAACAUUCUUAUUAUUGUAAUGUAUACACCUUCUACUUUCAUGAAAAAUAUUUAGUUUAGUGAACAAAAACUAGAGCAAGAAAUCAGAGGUUCCGUCCUGUACAAAAUGCCCUUCAUAUAUCUGUAUAGAAAGAAAUCUAAUGGAAUGGAAUGGAACAUCAGAUUGCCCUCGAUCCUCACCUUGCUAUUCAUCGAUUGGGACGUUUUACAUUAAGAUAAGAAACAAAAAUAAUUUGCCUAUACGUGGUGCAAUGGAAUGCAAUCCAGUCCAAAUACAAGUGGAAUUCUCAAAAAUUAAUUUAGUAACUCAAAAAGUAUGGUACAAAGUAUCUUGGUUCACAUAUUUAUACAGUUUGGCAGCUGGUCUGUUGGUGACUUCGUUCGGUUUGAGUAUUGGUUGGAGCUCUCCUGUAUUGUCUAAGCUACAUUCCAACGAUACCAAUAUUAAUCCUUUGGGUGCGCAAAUAACAACUAUUGAAACAUCCCUAGUAGUUUCUCUUCCUUUAAUUGGUACCGCGGCUUCUUACUUAGUAUGGGCGAAGAUAGCAGAUACAUUAGGAAGGGCGAUAGCUUUAAGAUUGGUUGCUACAAUAUUGGUUUUUAGUUUAACAAUAACAGCAUUUACUACGAAUAUAUAUCUACUUUGCAUUACUUUGACAAUAACUGGUGCAAGUGCUAGUGGAGCUUUAUUAUGUGUUUCUAUUUAUAACAGUGAAAUAGCAGAAGAAAAUGAUAGAGGAAAGUUAGGUUGCUUAAUGGCAAUGCAAGUUCCUAUUGGACUUUUGGGUGCUUUUAUAUUCGGUUCGUUUUGUAGUGUGAGAGUAUUCACAUUGAUAUGCGCAAUACCUCCCAUUCUACAUUUAAUUUUCACUUGUUUCCUACCUGAAUCGCCCGUUUAUUUAGUUUCUAAAAAUAGAAUACCUGAAGCGAUUAUUUCUUUGCAAAAUUUGAGAAGAACAAAAACCGAUGAAGAUAUAGAAGAAGACGUUAAAAAGAUAAAAGAUGUUAUAAGAAAUACCGCUACGGCUAGAAAGAGAAAUAUUUUUGAUAUUUUCAGAAAUCGUGCCACGAAAAGAGGAUUUUUUCUCAGUCUUGAGGUAUUUUUAGUUGAACAAUUAUCUGGUAUAUCUAUAAUUCUAGCUUAUAUAAGUGUGAUUUUCAAUGAAGCUGGUACUGGUUUAUCCGGAGAUACUGUCGGUAUAAUAGUGGGAUUGGUUAAGAUGGUGACGUUUUUAGUCGCUACCAAUUUUAUCGAUAAAUAUGGAAGAAGAUUACUGCUUUUAAUUUCAUCAAUAUGUUGCAUGUUUCCCAUGUUGUUUCUAGGUAUUUAUUUCUACUUAAAAUCUAUAAACUCUUCUUUAGUCGAAAAUAUUCAUUGGGUAGCCGUUCUAUGUGUCAUUCUAUAUGUUAUUAUGUACGCUAUAGGUCUUGGAAAUGUACCUAUGGCUUUUGUUGGAGAAAUUUUUCCAGACGAUUUAAGGGCGCAAGGUAUAGCUUGUACUUUGAUUUUCGACGAAUUGCUCGUAUCUUUAAUAACUUUUAGUUUUCCAUUGCUCUCCGAAAGUAUUGGAACACAUUGGUGUUUUUUUAUAUGCAGUAUUUCCUCUUUUUUGGGAUUCAUAUGUUUAUAUCUAACCAUACCAGAAACUAAGGGCAAAACUUUCUCCGAAAUUCAGAAAAUUUUACAAGGCUGCAAUUAAGUAUUUUUAUUACUGCCACUAAAAGUUAGAUACGAUUGUUGUUAAGGUCGAUUAUAAAAUCAUGGCCGCUAAAUGAUUAGAAAUGUUUUGUUCCUUCCAUGAAACUACUAGUUAUAGAUAAGAACUCGAUCUUAAAAAUUAUCAAAUAAUAGUAGGAAGGUUAUUGUUUCUUGGUUACCGGUUCGUAAGCUAGAUGGCCGUUCAUCUACCGCGUGCACUGUUUUUAAUACCCUAAAAGCAUUCAAAGACAUAGGAACUCCCUGAAAUACAGUUGACAAUUCGCUUACUGUCAAACAUCACGUUCCUGGCGUUUAAAGGACAAAGGAAUUUCAUUUUUGCCAUCGACCAAUAGUCACGUUAUACUAAUGUUUAUUUUAAUUUGGGAUUUUUUUCUAUACAGAGCGUUGAUGAAUUAUUCAUUUUUUUUACUAGCAAUUCAAUUUAGAUAAAAAUCUGUAGGUUUUGUUUGACAUUACUUUAGUCACGAUGACGUUACCUUUGAUUUUUUAAUUAAAUUAUGAAUCAGGAUAGUAUCAUACUUAACUGAGUAAUGCUUAUAUUUAUAUAUCUUGAGGGCUACCCCAUUAGUUCUCGUUUCAAAAUCUACCUGUAAUGAAAACACUGGUUUUAAAAACUCACUUAAUUCGGGGAUAGAUCAUCCUGUUGUAUUUGGAUAUUAUCAUCCGAUAAGUUAGAAUUGUUGGCAUUUGAAAAUAUAUCGGAGUAACUAGAACAACUAACCUAUAAUUGUGUCAUUGUUUAAUCGUACCUAAACACCGAUCAAUUUCAUGUGACCUUCAAUCAUCUAAUGAGUAUUAUCCUUACUCAAGUAUCUGCAAUUUUGACCAUUCACUGCAGAUGUGAAGCAUUAGAAAACAUAGUUUGUUUAAAGAAAUGGAUUACGGUUAGAUAAAUCCUACAAAAUAUCACGAAACUGCACACGUCAAUCGGCAUCGACUUCUUGACGUAAUUAAAUUGUGUACGGUAGGUAGGUACUUUUUGCUUUAGAAAACGUUGACUGUUGAAAUAUGCUUGUUCCGCAGCAAUUUGGCUUGCAGUAUUAUAAGGUUUACUCUUAACGGCUAAUAAAACAUCAAAUUUCAUUUUUAAUACCCUAGGAUGACCAGCAUCUUCAAUAUCUUAAAAGUGAACCGUUUUUCUAAUGUUUUUAUCAAUUCCACUGUUGAUCCGCUGAUAGGUCUAACUAGCUUUAAACUAAUUGCGUUUUCAUUUGAUCCUAUAAAACUUGAAAUUUUUAUGCGUUGAACUUACCUAAAGUACCCAUUUUUUAUACUAGCAAAUUGAUUUUUGACUAUGAAUUGCUGUUAUAGUUCAGUAUAUUUCUGUAGCUUUAUUACUAUAUAUUUCUUAACUGUACAAAUAUAUCGUGGUAGUUGAAAAUUUUUAGUCUAGUCCUUCAUUCAAAAACCUAAUUCUUGACUAAUAAAUGAAACAUAAAGGAUUAUAUUUUUAAGAUUAUGUACUUAUUUUACUGUGUUCUCAGCGUUGAUAGAGAAAUAUUUAUUUGUAAAUAAAAAAAUUUUCUUUUAUACAUUUUAUAAGCAAAAAAUAAAUGAUUUCUGCUGUAUAAA
Messenger RNA from Diorhabda sublineata, 3350 nucleotides. Its product is annotated as facilitated trehalose transporter Tret1-like. Gene Ontology annotation, cellular component: membrane. Gene Ontology annotation, molecular function: transmembrane transporter activity. NCBI's taxonomy places the organism in Eukaryota, Metazoa, Arthropoda, Insecta, Coleoptera, Chrysomelidae. Gene Ontology annotation, biological process: transmembrane transport. The coding region runs from base 199 to 1758 and encodes 519 amino acids. The record is from RefSeq and is a predicted model, not a curated record. The transcript is spliced from 4 exons.